Molecule: messenger RNA, 2706 nt
Organism: Plutella xylostella (diamondback moth)
Lineage: Eukaryota; Metazoa; Arthropoda; Insecta; Lepidoptera; Plutellidae
Biological process (GO): intracellular signal transduction
Source: RefSeq, a predicted model, not a curated record
GUAAAUAAAAGGCAAAAGUUUUAUAAAUUUCUUAGAUUUUUCUACGUAAACGUUUUAAAUCUAUAUUUAGAUACGGAAAGACUAGUUCCUUACUUCCUCACCUAUUACAAAUGCAAAUCACCAACUCUCUCUGUUACGAUUACACGCUUACAGCGUUCAACAGAUUUUGUGAAGUGUUGGAACCAAAUCUUUAAUAUAAACAGAUUUCUUCCCUAUUAAAGUAUCUUUAUUCUGUAAUGCCUUGCAAAGCAAAAAAACAAUAUUUUUUUGCUUAUCAAAAAUUAUAUUUAAACAUUUAAAUAACUAAAAACAACCGAUGAAAUCUGCUGUGUAUACUUAUCGUUAAAAUCAUGGAACAAAGAGAUCCCAAGAACCAAGAAUAUAGUGUAGAUAGCCAAGCUAUCGAUAUCUACCUAUUCUCUAAUGGGCAAGAAUACUGUCCUCCAAGGAAGUAUCAUUUAAGCUAUGAAGAUCUGUCCAGUUGGGAUGCUACGCUGAAACAUUUGGCCCGACUUCAAUAUGGUGCUAUGCAUUCCAACAUGGAGAUGUAUACGUUGGAUGGUGAGAAGGUAACGAGCCCUGCAGAUGUGUGCCACGGGGCGGCGUACGUGGCGGUCGUCGCUCCGGACCAGUUCAUGGACACUGGAUAUCGGAAAUAUUUGAUGAAAGCCACCAGAUCAUGGGAGAAACGACAAGAAAGAAGACAGGAAAUACUUAGUACUAGACCUGAUAGUUUUCUGUUUGUUUGUCCUGUAGAUAUCGGUGAAAAUGGCAUUAAUAUAACGCAAGAGCCGUGUAAUGAUCCGCAGUUUUUGAAAAAUGAUUACAAUUCAACGCGUUUGAAUAAAAGCGUUACUAAUCCAUCUACUUCGGAUAAGAAAAAAGGUAAUAUAUCAAGGCUCCAACGUACCCCAGGGACGAAAUCACGACUUAGCACAUCACCUUCGAAAGCUAGAAGCGCAAUAAACAAAGAAACAUCUUUGAACUGCAGGCUAAAAGUUCAAAAAUCUCCAAAAUCAAGUUAUGAUGAAAAACUAAACAAAAUACCACGCAAGCUUGGCAGCGCAAGCUUUAAUCCAAAAACCGUAAGACAAGACAUGCAGAUCGAUAAUAAUAAUAAAUCUGUAAAGAUGGAUUAUAAGAAAGUAGUUGAAUUGAAAAACAAUAAUGAUGUGAGAUUACCUAAAAAUGUAGUAGGCACACAUAAAAGACAAUCAGAACUAGAAUCACAGGCACCACUACUUGUGAAUGAAAUUUUAUAUAGUAAUGAAUUCGCUUCAAUUGAUGACGCUCUUAACCCCAGUAAAGAUGCAACCCUUUCUACAUCCAAUCGCGAUACAAUUUAUCAAAACGAUAUCCAGACUACUUUUCCAGUUAUUUAUGAAAAUUCAUCGAUCGAGCAUGUGUCUGCAAAUGGUGUGGGAAAUAAGAUGGCAAAGACUCAUCAUGAAAACGGUACUAGAAUAAAUGAUUCAAAUGCCGAUUCCAACAGGGAAUCAAACGAAGCAAUGGCUAGAGAAGAUCCAGAUUUAAACAAGUGUUCUAAUAUAAAACGUAAUGGGAAGAAAAAUUCGGAAUAUCAAAAUCUAAAUAUAAGGAAAGAUAUGCACAUUAAAAUUUCACAGUCAUCUCGCACUGUGUCAACAACAAGUGCUAAUAGCAGUGAGCCAUUACUCACAGUAAGACAUGAAAGAGACGUCGUAAAAUUAAAAUUCAGUAUUGAUGUGUGUCGUAAACCAAGGUCAAACUUACCAGAUGUUGAAAAGUUGGAAAAAGGUUCUCAAGCACACCUCAAAAUUGACAUAGGUAGGAGCUCAUUUCAAUGUAAUGAAGAUACUGACACGAUGCUGGAUGCUGUAGAAAAUGUGCAACCACAAAAUUGUACAAACAUGUGGGCUUCAAAUUAUCCUAGAAUAGUGGCAGUGCAAUGUUCCACAGGAGAUGCCAACGGUGCCCCUGCUCAUACUUGUGUUAGCAAGGAGAGCAACCAAUAUUAUGUGCUUGUGCCAGCUAUAAAUAUAAAAAAUAAUAGGUGCAGUUGUGCUGAAAAUGUAAGUCCUACUGAAGCAAAACCUGAGACUGCAGCAAGCAUAGAAUCUGAAAUGAAAACAGAAAUACUUACAGUAAAUGAAUACUCAAAAUUAGACGAAGAAAAUGACAUAAACAAUCCCAGUGUGCAACAACGUGUAGCAAAUAUAGAGAAAUGUAUAAAAGAGCUUGUUACCAGUGUAUCGAGUUCUAAAACCCUAUCAGUCAACUGUGGGGCCGUGUCCGUUACAGACACUGAAGAAAAUAAUACCCCCUGUAUGCAUCCGAUGCCGUCUACUUGUAAAAUGAGGCCCCACUCUGAGUCUUUGAAAGAGUUGUUGAAUAUUCGAAGGACAGAUAUCUACGAACCCGAUUAUAAGGACACUGAUGUUUGUCAAUCUAAACGAGAUUCCGAUGCUCUGACUAAAGCCAACCCUCGUUGCGAUGUAAAUGAUGAAGCCACGCAAACUGACUGGCGCGAUACUAUACUAGAAGCUAUACUUACUGAAGAUAACCACUACACAUUUAAUUUGCCAGAUCUAGAAACACUGAAAAGAUACAAUCUGUGAUAAUGAUAAUAUUGAUGAAGUUUAAAUUCUUUAUUGUAUCUACAAACAUUUUGUAAGCACUUUUACCGAUGUAUGAAAAAGUAACAUAAUAAAUAAUAAUGGUUGCGGA